AGAGAAAAUAACAAAACGAAGUGAAACAUCAGCACAAAAAAAACCAUCUGCGCUUAUGAACAUGGCGUACUCUCUAUCAAGGCUUCCAUUUUCGAGAUUCUUCAGGCAGCUAGAGCAUGACAUGGAAACCGUGGUUAAGGUACUUCAACCUGGACCUUUGGGAAUAGUGGAACACAAGUUCACCGCCGAUGAGAUAAAAACGGCAAAAGCUACUGUAAAAAGAGCAGUAGAGAAUUGGCGAAGGACUGCUUACGUCGAAAAGAAUAGCCCUUUCUUGAAAGAUUUCAUAGAGAAUUGAUGUGCUUUGUCUGAUCUUAUUACAUACUCCUAAACAUCUAUAAUUUUGUAUUUUUUGUUCGUAGAAGUUCGUUUCUUGAACUCGUUUGUUGUUGAGACAUGAAAGACAAAGUGGAAUAUAUAUACGGAGUUCAUA
Molecule: messenger RNA, 433 nt
Organism: Erythranthe guttata (spotted monkey flower)
Lineage: Eukaryota; Viridiplantae; Streptophyta; Magnoliopsida; Lamiales; Phrymaceae
Product: zinc metalloproteinase aureolysin
Source: RefSeq, a predicted model, not a curated record